AUGUCUAGCACCGAGCACGACCAGGGUGCUAUCCCGGUCAUCGACAUAUCAAAUCCAUCCGAAGAGGUAGCCCAACAAGUUCUCGAUGCAGCAUCUAAGCAUGGCUUUCUCUACAUAAAGAAUGAUGGUGCAACCAUCCCACCUCAAGACAUAGACGAUAUGUUCAAACUUAGCAAACAAUUCUUCGCCUCCCCAAAAGAACAAAAGGCCGAAUACGCAAUCCACUCAGACAAAGCCGGCGGCAUAAACCGCGGUUGGGUAUCCAUGCAAGGUGAAUCGCUCGACCCCCAAGGCCAAAAGCAAGGCGACCCAAAAGAAGCCUUCAACAUCGCCCCACCGCAACCAGCCCUCCAACCCCUCCCUUCCCCCCUCUCCUCCUCCACACCCUUGAUAUCCCGCUUCCAAACCUCCUGCCACACCCUCUGCACACAGAUCCUCUCCCUCCUCUCCACCGCCCUCCUCAUCCCCGAAAAAGACUACUUCAGCACCCGCCACGACCAAUCUCGCGGCCCUUCAGGUACCAUCUUCCGUCUACUGUACUACCCCAAGACAUCAUCGUCUGCUACGGCGACAUCCGACGAAAUCAGCAUCCGCGCAGGCGCGCACUCGGAUUACGGGAGCGUCACGCUGCUGUUCCGGCUCCCCGGGCAGGCUGGCUUGGAGCUGCUAACGAAGAACGGGGAAAGCUGGGUUCCCGUGCCUGUGAAUCCCGAUCCGGAUGCUCUAGAGCAUCCGCCUAUUUUGGUUAACAUUGGGGAUUUGCUGUGCUAUUGGACGAAUGGGCUGCUCAAGUCGACGGUGCAUCGUGUGACGUUUGGCGGUGGGGAGGAGAGGUAUAGCAUGGCGUAUUUUUGUCACCCGCUGGAUGACGUGCGGUUGGAGGCUGUGCCUAGUGCGUUGAUUGAAGAGUUUGGGCGUGAGGGGAAGGGGGAGAAGGAGUUGAGGAGUCAGAGGCAGAGGUUGGGGUUGAGUGAGGAAGGGGAGGAUGAGGUUAUUACUGCCAAGGGGCAUUUGGAGAGGAGGCUGAAGGUUACGUAUGGGAUUUAA
Molecule: messenger RNA, 1047 nt
Organism: Bipolaris victoriae FI3
Lineage: Eukaryota; Fungi; Ascomycota; Dothideomycetes; Pleosporales; Pleosporaceae
Exons: 3
Coding region: 1-1047 (348 amino acids)
Molecular function (GO): dioxygenase activity
Source: RefSeq, a predicted model, not a curated record